Molecule: messenger RNA, 711 nt
Organism: Medicago truncatula (barrel medic)
Lineage: Eukaryota; Viridiplantae; Streptophyta; Magnoliopsida; Fabales; Fabaceae
Product: agamous-like MADS-box protein AGL62
Exons: 1
Coding region: 1-711 (236 amino acids)
Biological process (GO): positive regulation of transcription by RNA polymerase II
Molecular function (GO): DNA-binding transcription factor activity, RNA polymerase II-specific; protein dimerization activity; RNA polymerase II cis-regulatory region sequence-specific DNA binding
Source: RefSeq, a predicted model, not a curated record
AUGUUGAGUGGAAGGAAAGGUCGUGGUUGCCAAAAGAUCGAGAUGAAAAAGAUGAGCAACAAGAGUAACCUUCAAGUGACUUUGUCAAAGCGUCGUAGGGGACUCUUUAAGAAAGUCAAUGAGCUUUGCACCCUUUGUGGUGUAGAUGUUGCUCUCGUUGUAUUCUCACCUAGUGAAAAAGUAUUUUCUUUCGGUCAUCCAAAUGUUGAUACGGUUAUAGAUCGCUAUCUCUCUGGGGUCCCACCACAAAACAACAGCACCAUGGAAUUCAUUGAGGCUCACCAUAGUGCCAAAGUGUGUGAGCUUAAUGCUGAGUUGAUUCAAAUCAAUAACACACUGGACGAGGAGAAAAAGAGUGAUGAUGAGUUGAGCCUUUUGUGCAAGGCGUUCAAGGCUCAAUUUUGGUGGGCUUGUCCAAUUGGUGGGAUGAAUAGGGCUCAACUUGAAUUAUUCAAGAAGAUUUUAGUGGAGCUUAAGAAACUUGUUGCUCAAUAUGUUCAUAGGAGUGCAAUUCAGGGUACUUCUUCUCAAACUUUUUCAUUUUUUGCUGGUAAUGAUUUAUCCUCUAACAUCCCUCUCCAUUAUCAGCCAAAUCCUCAACAAACUGAAAUGUUUCCACCACAAUUUUUUCAUUACCCUAUAUUGCAAUCUCAUUUGUUUGGCUUCAACAAUAUGAGAGAAGGAGGAUAUGGACCCCCCAGAUUCUAUUGA